CCCAAAUAUUCCCUUUCACCCACUCCCUCAAAUAUAUCUGUAACACUCUCUCCGCCAUUUUCACAAAAUUCUCUGUUCGUAAAAAACCCUUGCUUUAUUUCUCUAUUUGAUAUUCGCUAGGGGUAAGGAUGACGACGUCGUUUGGAGCAGCGAUCAACGUCGCCGCCGUCGAUGACCCGAACCCGAAGCUCCAAAUUCAGAAGUUCAACGGGUUAAAAAGCACCUCCAAUUCGCUGUUGCUUAGCAGACGUCUUCACGUUUUUCAGUCCUUUUCCCCGUCGAAUCCCAGUUCUAUUGUCCGCGCCGUAUCUACGCCAGCAAAGCCAGCUGCAGUGGAGCCCAAGCGUAGUAAGGUUGAAAUAUUCAAAGAACAGAGUAACUUCAUAAGAUAUCCUCUUAAUGAGGAGAUUCUAAAUGAUGCCCCCAACAUCAAUGAGGCUGCAACACAAUUGAUCAAGUUCCAUGGAAGCUAUAUGCAAUACGACAGAGAUGAGCGUGGGGGAAGAUCAUACUCAUUCAUGCUUCGGACAAAGAACCCUGGUGGGGAGGUACCAAACAGACUCUACUUGGUCAUGGAUGAUCUUGCUGACCAAUUUGGAAUUGGGACACUUCGUUUGACGACAAGACAAACCUUUCAGCUGCAUGGGGUCUUGAAAAAAGACCUGAAGACAGUAAUGAGUACAAUCAUCAGAAACAUGGGUUCAACUCUUGGUGCAUGUGGUGACCUCAAUAGGAACGUUCUUGCUCCAGCUGCCCCAUUUGCUAAAAAAGAUUAUAUGUUUGCUAAACAAACAGCUGAUAACAUUGCAGCACUUUUAACUCCCCAAUCUGGAUUUUACUAUGACGUUUGGGUGGAUGGGGAGAAAGUUAUGACAGCAGAACCUCCUGAAGUUGUGAAAGCUCGAAAUGAUAACUCCCAUGGAACAAACUUCCCCGACUCACCUGAACCCAUUUAUGGAACUCAGUUCUUGCCAAGGAAGUUCAAAAUUGCAGUUACUGUGCCAGCUGAUAACUCUGUGGACAUCUUCACCAAUGAUAUAGGCGUUGUUGUUGUAUCUAAUGAGGAUGGAGAGCCUCAGGGAUUCAACAUAUAUGUUGGUGGUGGUAUGGGGCGAACUCAUAGGAUGGAAACCACUUUUCCUCGUUUGGCAGAGCCAUUAGGUUAUGUGCCUAAAGAGGAUAUACUCUAUGCUGUUAAAGCUAUUGUUGUUAGUCAAAGAGAAAACGGCAGAAGAGAUGAUCGCAGGUACAGCAGAUUGAAAUAUUUACUCAGCUCAUGGGGAAUCGAGAAGUUUCGAUCUGUCACUGAACAGUAUUACGGAAAGAAGUUUGAACCUUGCCGUGAAUUGCCUGAGUGGGAAUUCAAGAGUUAUUUGGGAUGGCAUGAAGCAGGAGACGGUAGUUUGUUUUGUGGUCUACAUGUUGACAAUGGUCGUGUAAAAGGAGCGAUGAAGAAGGCACUCAGGGAAGUUAUUGAGAAGUAUAAUCUGAAUGUGCGUCUCACACCCAACCAGAAUAUUAUCUUGUGCAAUAUUCGACAAGCGUGGAAGCGCCCCAUCACCACAGUUCUUGCACAGGGUGGUUUGCUGCAACCUAGGUAUGUGGAUCCUCUCAAUCUAACAGCGAUGGCCUGCCCGGCUUUUCCGCUUUGUCCUCUUGCAAUAACUGAAGCUGAACGUGGAAUACCUGACAUCCUCAAGCGUGUUCGAGCUAUUUUUGAAAAGGUUGGUCUGAAGUACAGUGAAUCUGUCGUCAUAAGGGUAACAGGCUGUCCUAAUGGAUGUGCUAGACCAUACAUGGCUGAACUUGGCUUGGUAGGAGAUGGUCCAAACAGCUAUCAGAUAUGGCUCGGUGGUACUCCCAAUCAAACUUCAUUGGCAAAAACUUUCAAGGAUAAGGUUAAGGUUCAGGAUCUUGAAAAAGUUCUGGAGCCUUUAUUUUUCCAUUGGAGAAGAAAGCGACAAUCUAAAGAAUCAUUUGGCGACUUCACAAACCGCAUGGGAUUUGAGAAACUUGGAGAGUUUGUUGAAAAAUGGGAAGGCAUCCCCGAGUCAUCAUCUCGAUAUAACUUGAAGCUAUUUGCUGAUAGAGAGACUUACGAAGCCAUGGAUGCACUUGCAAGCAUCCAAGAUAAAAAUGCCCAUCAAUUGGCAAUUGAAGUAGUGCGCAAUUAUGUUGCUUCCCAGCAAAAUGGGAAAAGUAUGGACUGACCACGUCUUUCCUGUUGCAAAAUAGCAAGAUUGAGCAAGGAGGUAUAACUGGUGCCCAUGUCUUUAGCCUGUUAUCUAUUGGUAACAGUUGAAACAAGUGGAGAAUUUUGACGUAUAUUCUGCAAGCAUUUGUAGUACUUCACUUGUAGACCAACAGUACCCUGCAGUUUCUUUUCCUUGUUUAUUUUUCGUUUCUUUUUGAAGAGUAAGCAAGAUCUUACAAUGGUCUGUUUUUUCUCUCGAUUUUUUCAGAGGACUGUCUUUUAAAACUCCUGUACAUGUCCAAAUUUGCUGUGUUUUUAAAGGUGUUGUUUCGAGUUUAGUC
This is a messenger RNA of Nicotiana tabacum (common tobacco), 2535 nucleotides long. RefSeq names its product sulfite reductase 1 [ferredoxin], chloroplastic-like. Gene Ontology annotation, molecular function: heme binding; 4 iron, 4 sulfur cluster binding; sulfite reductase (ferredoxin) activity. Gene Ontology annotation, biological process: sulfate assimilation. NCBI's taxonomy places the organism in Eukaryota, Viridiplantae, Streptophyta, Magnoliopsida, Solanales, Solanaceae. Gene Ontology annotation, cellular component: chloroplast stroma; sulfite reductase complex (NADPH). The record is from RefSeq and is a predicted model, not a curated record.